UCAAAUAGGAUCUGAGACGCAUCGAAAUCAUGUAAUGUGAGAGCGGAAAGCGCAAAAGCCGACGCAAAACCAACGCAAAACCGACGCGAUCAAGCGCGAAAAGAGGAGGAAAACGACGACAACAAAACCCUAAUCCGACUCCUCUUCCAAUCUCUAUCCUAAGUCAAGCCGGAGCUAUUUGAUCUCUUCCAGUUCGCCCCUUGGGUUUCUCACCUUGGAGAUCUGUGAUUGAUGCCGUCGAAGCUCAUCUGAUCAUUAGAGAUUCGCUUAGUUAUUUGUCUGAAUGGAUAAGAGCAAGACCAGGACCGAUAUGCUAGCCGCUGGCCGUAAGAAGCUUCAGCAAUUCAGGCAGAAGAAAGAUAACAAGGGCGGUGGCAGUCAUGCGAAGUCCUCAAGCCAAGUUAACAACCCUGGGAAUGAGGGCGAGAGCGAGGAACUUUCGAAAUUGGGUCAGGCUCCAGCCUCGGCUGCUGAUGCGGUCGAUGCCAAUCUAUUGGAUGCUUCAGAUUCAGGAGCAGAUCAAAGAGCUGAGGAACUGAGGUUGAAGUUGGAACAGCUUCCUGCCGAUUUUAUUUACCAGGAAGCUCAUGGCGUGGUGUUGGAAAAAUCAAAUGGCAGCAGCUCAGGUGUUGGUCAUUAUUUGGAUGCAACCUUCUCAUCUGGCAUUAGUCAUGAGGUUUCUGAGACCUCUUCUUCUUCAGAAGUUGUUUUUGAGAACGGUGGGGAUCUUUCAGUUUCUUGUGUGAAUUCAGGGAAACAGAAUGGAGGCAGCCAUCAGAUGGAGAAAGGAGCAAUGUGGGGAGAAACUUCCUCCAGUACACUUGACGAACCUGUCAGAUUGGAAGAGACAAAUGAAUCUUCUGCUCUAGCUGAUAGAGUUCAAGGCUCAGGCUUGAAUCAUAGUCUUUCUGAGGAAGUAGAGAAAUCUACUUAUCCUGAACAAUAUUUGGAAAAUUCCACUUCAUCCCAAAUAACAUGUUCACUAGCUGCAAUCAGUCAUGAAGGAGUUUCGGUCGUUACUUGGGUGAAGUCAGAAAAGAUGUUAGAUGAAGAGAAGGUAGAGGAUCAGGAGAACCUUUUAUUUGAAGAUAAACGGAAAGUAACUACUGACCCUGCUGUUUGUGGGUCAACAAGAAGUGAAGAGAUCAAUCAAUGUUUUAAUCCAGCUGAAGAAUCUCAGUAUGCGGGCAUGAAUAUUUCUCAUGAAUCUAAUGAAGGUACUUUUAAUGAGAAAAAAAUAGAAAUACCAUCUUCUUCCCGAGGAAUUUCAGUAGACAAUGAGGAACUUCAUUUGGAACUAGGGGAAAGAACUAAUGAGGGAGGCAUAGAACUUCCAAUGGAUUACCUUACCGCCAAGGAUGCAUGCCUGGGUAGGCAAUCAAAAGAGGCUGUUUCAGUUAAGGAGAUUAUUUUGGAUGCUCGCAAGAAGGGACUUUCAUCUCUGCAGGGCUAUUUAAAGAUGGAUUCCUCAAUAGGGGGGCAGUUAGAGCAAGAAGGAGUGCUAAUGAAGGCAAGCUCUGCUGUCGAACUUGACAGUGUUAAAAGGCAUCUUUACCUAUCUUUUAUUGCAAAAGAUAUUCUCCAGUUGCAGUUGGUUGAGCAGACACAGUUAAAUGAAGAUUUCCACCAACAUUCUUCUUAUGAAGUACACAGACUCUUUGAUUUGGUUAAGAAGGCUCAAGAAAGUAAAGAAAUGUUAACUGAAGAACUUGUGCAAAGCAAGUCUGAGCUUCAAUUUUUGGCCAUUAUGAAGGAUGAAAUUGAAACCAACUUUCUUUCUGCAAGGAAGGAGAUUGAGCAGGAAUAUAUUAAGUGUUUCAACUUGAAAAGCGAGCUUCAUAAAUCCCAAGAAGACUUAUUGCAUGUUUCCAAUGAACUAGCCAUUUGCCAGUGCUCUGUGGAUGCUUUGCAAAAGGAAAAUUCAAACUUGUUAGCAACUCUCCUUUCAGAAACUCAUGCAAAAAAAAAACUUGUAGAAGAGGUGGAGUUCCUUUCAAGCGGGCAAUCAAAGCUAACAGCAGCUCUUAUGGAAGAAGCUGAUGCAAGGAAGAAAAUUGCAGAGGAGAGAGAGUUACUUUCCACUCAGAAUAUGAAUCUUUUGUCUCAGUUAACAGCAAAAGAGGAGAAACUGCAGAUUGCAAUAGAGAAGAAAGUCGAGCUUCAGGAUAACCUAAGAGAAUUAUGGUCAUACUUUGAAAAACUUUUUGAGGAGAACUUUUAUCUUUCUUGCAAUCUUGAUAUAUGCAAUGCUAAGAUUAAGGAGAUGGACAGCGGGACAUUUGUGCCAUCUUGCCAUGGUCAAGAAGGUCAAAUAAGUAAUGACGAUCUCAUCAAUUUUACUAUUGAUUUGUCCCAGCCAUUCUAUGAAGAAUCCAAUGUGAAUGUUUCUUCCAGCACUAAAUUGAAAUCAAAUUCUCAAUUCCAAAACCAUGGGUGUGUGCUUCAGAAGGAUGAUGGGAAAGAUUCUGACAGCUUUGCUUUGUUGAAGGUAUUGAAGGAGCACCUUCAAGAGGCAAAAACUAAAUUGCAAGAUCUGGAGAAGUCUGUACAAAUGGUGCACUCUGAUUCUCUUUUCUUGAGCGGCUCAAGUGGAAUAGGAAACACAGCUGGGGUGUCAAAAUUAAUUAAAGCCUUUGAGUCAAAAGCUCAUCAUGUUGGUGGUGGUGUAGAUGAGGUACCUUCAACUCUUGUUGUAAGGUCAGAAGAUUCAUAUACUUUAUCCAGAGAACAUACUUUAAGUCUCAGCAAUGCACUUAACAAGAUAGAAUUAGAACUGGGGAAGGUUGAGAUACUUGUAAUGGACAGCCAGCACGAUAGAGAAGCCUUGAAAAAGUACAAAAUGGACUGUGAAACUCAGAAGCAUCAAAAUGAUAGUCUACAAGUUGCAUUUGAUGAGCUUGCUAGGAAAGUACCUGAUUAUGAGCCUAAAUUGUGCGAAAUGCAUAAACAUAUAGAUGAGCUUCAUCAGCAUGUCAACGAGGAGGCAGCUGGAUUUCUAGAUGAGAUAGAGUUGUUGAAGAACAAAGUCAGUGAAGAUGCAUUUAUUCUCAAGCAAGAAAGAGAUGACCUGUUGGGCAUGAUUAUGGAGGCGGUUGGAAAGCUGGAUGCAUCGACUGGACUAAAGGUCCUUGAAAACCUGGACACUAAAUCACAUGCCAUGGUUUCAGUUGAUGCUGCUAUUUUGGAAAUUGAGAAACUGAAUGAUAAAGUUGAAGAAAUUAAUCAUAAUUAUAGCACACUGCAUGAUUCACACAAAGAACUGAAUAAAUCUGUCAUGGACAUUGAAGGAAGACAUGCUUUUGUUAUUGAGCUAUUUUAUAAAUUUUAUGGUAACCUCAUGAAUCUUAUACAUGAAGCCCAACAAAAUACUGGGGAUGUUGCAAUUAAUGCUAAUGCUAAUGCUGAGAAAGUGCUAGAAUUUCUUCCUGAAAAGUGUGAAAUGGCUAUCAAUUAUUUGCAGAAGCUGUUUAGUGAGUGGGGUUAUCUAUUGUCUAGAAAUACCGAACUUGACUUGGUCCUGUCAAUCAGAAACCAAGAAAUAGAAGAGUUGAAUACACGACUCAAGGAGCUGGAACUUCAGAGUAAUAUCAAAGAUGGACUUGAAUCUACUUUAUUAAAUAAAACAAAAGAGAUUGAAGAGGUAAAAAGGAGGUGCUUUCGUCUGGCCAAUCAACUGGAGAACCAUGAAUCAUGUAAGGAUUUAUAUGUCCAUGGUAAAUCCUGGGAAAGAGGUGAUGUGGUUGUCUCAAAAGAUGAUAAUGUUGUGGUUAACUCGUUCAUCUCUCUUCUAUUAAGGCUUGAGGAGUUGGUUUCUUUUCAUCUUUAUAACUAUGAUGAAAUUCUUGAGCAGAUAAUGUUGUCGAAGAAACAUAUACAAGAUGCUUAUAUGCUGAUGGGUGUAUCAACUGAUGAUUGUUCCCUGCCACUGCCCGCCUUGCUUAGUGAUGCCUUCAUUCCUAAGGUGAUUGCGCUUCAUGAAAGGCUGAAGCUGUUGACUGUGUCAAAUGUGCAGAAGGAAACUGAAAUUCAAAUUUUGAAGGAGGGCAUGAGCAAGAUUGAAGAGACUCUAGAAGCUUCUUGUCGUGAACUGCAAUUGAAAACAUCCGAAAUUGAACAAUUGGAACAGAAACUUUCCUCUGUCAGAGAGAAGCUUGGCAUAGCUGUUGCUAAGGGCAAAGGUCUAAUUGUGCAACGUGAUAGUCUUAAACAGUCUUUGAUUGAAAAAACUAGCGAGCUUGAGAAGUCUGCACAGGACUUGCUUUUAAAGGACUCAUUGCUGGAUGAGCUGGAGACAAAACUCAAGUCCUGUUCUGAAGUGGAACGCAUUGAAGCUUUGGAGUCUGAGCUCUCAUAUAUUCGUAAUUCUGCAACUGUUCUGAGGGAUUCUUUUCUCCAGAAAGAUUCAGUUCUUCAGAGGAUUGAAGAAGUUCUGGAAGAUUUAGAACUACCAGAUGAUUUCCAUGACAAAGAUAUUCUAGAAAAAAUCGAGCUGCUCUCCAGAUUUGUAAUUGAUCAUCCUUCUUCAACCGUGACUGAUUUGGAGCAGAAAAGUUUAGAGGAGCGCACACAUUCUGAUGCUGAACGGUGUGUGGUAAUUGAUGCUAAUAAGUGUACGGGGCCUGGUUCCAACAUAGAUUUUGAUGUUUUGAAAAAAAAACAUGAGGAGCUUCAAAGCAAGUUCUAUGGCCUAGCUGAGCAUAACGAUAUAUUGGAACAGUCUUUGUUGGAGAGGAACAAUCUUGUGCAGAAGUGGGAAGAACUUUUGGAUAGAAUUGAGUUGCCUUCUCACAUGCAAACAACGGAACCUGUAGAUAAGAUUGAGUGGUUAGGAAGAGAGCUUUCGGAAGUGAACCAAGAAAAGGAUUCUUUGCAACUGAAGAUUGAUAAUCUGGAAACAUCUUUGGACAUGCUCAUAGCUGAUGUAGAAGAAUCGCAUAAGAAAUUAUCAGAACUUACUGCAGAAGUUUCAGCUGCUAAAUCCGAAAAAGAGUUUUUCGUUGAAAGUCUUGAAAAGCUCAGGAUUGAACAUUUUUCACUCUCAGAGAAGGCUGUUCAUGAUGAACGAAAUAAAGAGAAUUUGCAAAAAGAAUUAGAUGAUUUGCGGGAUAAAUUGAUUGACAAUGCUCAGUUUGAAUAUUAUAAGGAUAUCGAGAAUAAGUUGCAAAAACUGCAUUAUUUGAUUGAUAGUACUUUAAUGGAGCAUGAUAAGUUAGACUUUAUUUCUGGAGGUAGUCUUGUUGAGCAUCUAGAAGAAUCAUUAAAAAAGCUGAUUGAUAAUUACACUGCUCAUUUAAACAAAUCUAGCAAUAUUGUUCCAAUUAAUGAGACAUUGUUGGAUAAAAGCAGCUCAGAUCAUGGUAAAAUGGUGCCUGAUGAAAGCAGCCCAGUUCAUGGUAAAAUGGUGCCCGAAGAAGCUCUGCUUGCCAAAGAAUCAGGCUUGGCUUCAAUGAGUUUAGAGCUAGACCGGAUUUCCAAUAAACUGUAUUCAGUGGAGCAGGAUAGGGAUUCAAUUUUUGGUAAGUGCCAGUCUUUGAUAUUGGAAGUGGAGGAUCUAAAGAUGCAAGUUGAUGUGCUGAAUGUGCAGAGGAAUGCAGAUCUUGAGAAGUAUCAGUCUUUGGCAUUGAAUUUGGAUGCGAUGGAAAAACAGAGAGAUUCUUUACAAGAACAAUUAACUCUAGAGGAGCAAAAAAAUGCUUCUUUAAAAGAGAAGUUAAAUCUUGCUGUGAGAAAAGGAAAGGGGUUAGUGCAACAGAGGGAUAGCCUGAAACAGACUGUUGAUGAGAUGAAUACUUUUUUGGGGCAAUUAAAGAUUGAUCACAGCCAACAGAUAGAAUCCUUGAUAUCUGAAAAGUCCUUGUUGAUGCACCGAUUGGCUGAUGUGGAACUGAAGUUACAAGAUAGCAACCAGAAUUACAGUACAUUAUUAACUACAUUAAAUGCCAUUGAUUUAGAGAGUGAGGCCAAUGACAUUGACCCAUUUGAAAAGCUCAGGGUUGUUAACAGCAUACUUCUUGAUCUGCGUUCAUCAACUGCUGCAGCUGAACGUGAAGCUAACAAAUCUAAACGGGCAGCUGAAUUGCUUAUAACUGAGUUGAAUGAAGUUCAAGAAAGAAAUGAUAUUCUUCAGGAUGAGCUGUUAAAGGCAGAAGCUUCCCUUUCAAAAUAUUCUAAACAAAAGGAUGAUUCUCUUUCACGACUUGAAAACGUCAUGUCAGUUCAUUUUGAGGAAAGAACUAGACUUGCAAAGAACUUGAUGGAUUCUAUCUUGGUCAUUGAUCAUUUGAAAGAAGGUCUCCUGCAGUCUUCUAAGAUUUUAUCUGUAGUUCUAAGCAAGGAUGUUGAUCUAUUUAACCUUGUGGAUGCUUUGUGGGAGUUUACUUUGGAUGAGUUUUGCAGUUCAGAUAAGAGCAAGCAACUAGUUUUAAUAUCAAGCGGUAUUCUUUCAUCUAAUGAACAAAAGAACGAGGAAAUAUCUCUGUCCAUUUCUGAUUCUGCACCGUUAAAGAUACAUCAAAAUGUCGAUGAAACCUUGCUAUUUGAACAUUUUGCGCUUGCUAACCAAGCAUUACAUGAAUGUAAGAAUCAUUGCAACGCUUUGAGAGAACGUGUUUGCAACCAUUCUGUGUUUCUUGACAAGAAAGCAGUGUAUCUGUCAGAAACCGUAGAAGCUGUGAAAAGAAGAAACUCAUCUUUAAAAGAUACUUCAGAGUCAUUGAAGAGAGAGAUCACACACCUUGAAUCAAAGCUCAAGCAGAAGGAUGCUAAAAUCUGUUCAAUUUAUAGAAACUUAACUGUGCUUUAUGAAGCUUGUAGCACAUUAGUUAUGGAGACUUUUAGGAGGAAAUCACAAAUUACUGGAAAUACCGGAACUCUUGGAGAAAAUGUUUUGAAUUUGGACAUUUUCCGGACGUUGCCAAGCUAUGCCAUGGGAGAAGUUGAAGAUGUUCAUUCCAUGGAUGACUGCAUCAAAAUGAUGGUAGAGUCUAUUUUAUCAACAGUGAAGGAUACAAAUUCUACAAAUGAGUUGGUUGAGAGAACUGAGAGGGAAUUAAAAGCUACAGUUUUAGCAUUGCAGAGAGAACUUCAGGAGAAGGAUAUACAAAUGAAUAGGGUUUGUGAAGAGCUUGUCUCUCAGAUAAAGGAUGCAGAGACUGUUGCUAAAAGGUCAAUGGCUGAUCUUGACUCUUCGAGGGCCCAGUUCUUCAACUUAGAGAAGAAGGCAGAGGCAGUGGAAACUAAUAAAAACUUAUUAGAGUUGAGAUUGAAUGAGCUACAAAAUGUUGAGGCUUUGUCAAAGCUAUUGCAGGAGAGAAUCAACUCUUUAACUGAGUCUGUGAAUGCUAAAGAUCAAGAAAUUGAAGCCUUAAUGCAAGCUCUAGAUGAAGAAGAAACACAAAUGGAAGCUCUGGAAAGCAGAAACAAGGAUAUGGAAAAUUUACUACAACAAAGGGUUGUGCAAUUGGAGACUCUUGAAACCUCCAAUGCAAAGACCAUGGCAAAACUUUCAACAACAGUCAGCAAGUUUGAUGAAUUGCAUAAUCUGUCAGAAACUCUUCUUUUAGAAGUUGAAAAUCUUCAAUCACAGCUACACGAGCGAGAUUUGGAGAUUUCUUUCUUGCGUAAAGAGGUAACUAGGUGUUCAAAUGAUGUUUUGGCCUCACAAGAGAACAGCAAGAAGUAUUCAUUAGAAGUACAUGAGUUGCUUACCUGGAUGAGUGGCAUGGUUUCUUAUUUUGGAGGACCUCCUGUGCAGUUUGAUGAUCAGGAAACUAGUCAGAUUCAUUUGUACAUUGGCAUCUUGGGCAAGAAGAUUGCCUCAACUAUUAAUGAACUAGAAGAGCUGCGUGCUACAGUCCAAAGUAAAGAUGCCUUGCUAGAAACUGAACGAGGUAGGAUUGAAGAACUUUUAUCAAGAACUGAAGGUCUUGAAAGUUAUCUGCAUGGAAAGGAAAGGUUAGAGCAAUCUCAAGGAGGUAGAGGUUCUGAUCAACAAAGUAGUAACUCUUCAGGAGCUUUGGAAAUUGAACAAAUGGUGCAGAGAAACAAGGCAUCCUCAGGUCCAAUUGCAGCCAUUGUACGUAGUGGACGCAAAGUCAACAAUGACCACAUUGCUAUAGCUAUCGACUCUGAGAAAGAUGAUGGUGCAUUAGAGGAUGAAGAUGAUGACAAAGCACAUGGAUUCAAAUCGCUAACCAAGUCUCGGCUAGUCCCAAGAGCUACUCGGCCUAUAGUGGACAGGAUUGAUGGAAUAUGGGUGUCUGCUGAGCGGUUGCUAAUGAGACAACCAAGUCUGAGGCUAGCAUUUUUGAUCUAUUGGGUUGCACUGCAUGCUUUACUUGCUAGUUUCAUUUGAGAAAAUUAUCCUGGUUCGAAGUUCCUUUCUCAGCAGCUUUUCGGUAAGCAGAAAUCUGCAUUUGUAUAGCAUUUGAUUAAUACCAAGCAAAGUUGGGUUUCAUAUAGCAGUAUAGUGAUUUUUUUGCCAUGAGAGUAGGUGUGAUUUAUUUUUUAUUUCACUCCCCUCUAAAAAAACUGGCAAACUCAGCUCGUUAGGUUGGAAUUUAAACCAGAUAGGAUUUAUUCAACAGCUGAAAAGAGAAACGAAUGUGUUGUACAUUAUUAUUCUUUUUUUUUUUUUACUGUUUGAAACAACUUGUUUGUAAGAGAUAAUCUUUAUCAGAAAUGAUAUGUUGACGCUAUUAAUUAUUUUUAAGAGGAAGCUUUCAGAAGCUUUGCUUAAUGAGAUGAUUUUGCCUGUCCAGAA
This is a messenger RNA of Dendrobium catenatum, 8761 nucleotides long. RefSeq names its product golgin subfamily A member 4. The record is from RefSeq and is a predicted model, not a curated record. Bases 284 to 8353 code for a protein of 2689 amino acids. The transcript is spliced from 9 exons. Lineage: Eukaryota; Viridiplantae; Streptophyta; Magnoliopsida; Asparagales; Orchidaceae.